UUCAGCCAACGGAGCCUCACAGUGGAAGCGAGUGCGAGCUUUGGUCUGAAGCACCAAGAAACAAAAUAAAUUGAACUAGAAAUUUCUAAAACGCCAACGAAACGAAAGAAAUAGCCUAAACAACAAUUCAAUUCAAAAAACAACAAUUUAGCGGCUUAGCGGAAGUUGUGAGAAAGAAAGAAAUUAAAAAGAAUUCACCAAAAAGGAUUAAUGUGCAUUUUCGGCCAGAAAAAAAAUAUUGCGAAUUAAUUUAAGAAAAAUAAUUUCUCCAAAAAUUACUAGUGUGACAAAGUGGAAAUUGAGAGUUUUUAAUUCGUGAAAAAGUCGUGAACAUUUUAGCGUGGCAAUUAUGUGGAAGCGCACAUUACUUUUGGUGUGUCUCAGUGGCUGCUGCUGGGCGGGACCACUACAUGGAGUCAAGCGAAAUGCGCCCAUUGUGCUGCGUGAAGACGAUGCCGAGCUGGAGCGUCCCGCACCCGAGCCACUGGCGCCGGAAUACCCCGAAAUGCCAUCGACACUGACCUUGCCCAGCAAUGCGACAUCAAUACGCGCCGACAUCACCGACAGCUUCUCGUGCGACGAUAAAGUUUAUGGUUAUUAUGCAGACGUGGAGAAUGACUGCCAGAUAUUUCACAUCUGUUUGCCGGUCACAUACGCUGAUGGCAAGGAGAAUACAUUCCGCUGGAGUUUCAUCUGUCCCGAGGAGACUGUGUUCAGUCAGGAAUCAUUCACUUGUAUGCGUCGCGAAGAUAUUGCCUUCUCAUGCGAAGACUCAGUGAAUUACUACGAAUUGAAUCGCAACUUUGGCAUGACUGAGGUACAGAAUGCGAACUCUAACAACGCAGAAGCUAACGAAGAACAAGCUGCGGUUGAAUCAGCUGCCGAGACCGCUGCUGAAGCUGGAGAAUCUGUACCCCAAGCAGCGCAGGCAGAACCCGCCGCUCCAGCACCACAACCACCCAAACCAGCUAAGCCUGUAAAAGUGCAGAAACCCAACCGCAGAAAGCCACAACAAAAACCACAACAAGACUCAGCUAUUCAUCCCACCAAUAAGUUGCCAUCGUUAAUGCCACUCCGCAAGAUGCCCAAUAUAGUGCCAAAUGUGCCUGUUUCAGUGCCCGCUGAAGUCGUUGCCGUGCACGAAGUAGACGACGAAGUAAAACCAGUGCUAUCGCGGUACAAGAAACGUCCCGCUGUUUCAUACAACUCAGAGAAAGAAGUCGUCGAAGUACCAGCACCGCCUUUCAGGGUCGAGUUAGUGCACACCCUCAGCCAUCCAGAGUCAUACAAACGUAAACGUCCCGCUUAUACGCAUAAAAAUAAAGUGGUCGCCACCAAAGUAGCUGAGGAACAGCCCGCUGUAGUUCAGCCUGCACCAGAAGUUGUAGAAGCUAUCGAGCCCGUUGUACCUGCAGUCAAAUUUGAAUAUAACUUAGCUGCUGUUCCAACAACUGCUGAGAAAGAAGAAACUAUUGCAGCUGUUGCGCCUGUAGCUGAGCAGGUCGCUGCGGAAAUACCAAUGGCCGAUGCUGAGCCACAAGCUUCUGAAACUGGUGAAAUUGUUGUAGAACCCGAACAGACACUGAAGACAAUUGUCGUACAGCCAAGCAUACCAGAAGUUGAGAUCACACAGGCUGAAGAAGCAACAGUUGAGGUAGCACAACCUGUUGCCGAAGCUCAAGCUGAAAUCGUAGAGGAAACAAAUAAUGUUGAGGAACCUGCUGACGAGGAAUUUCCAAAAGUUGAAGAGACACAAGCUGAAGAAGUGACCAAAGUGGAGGAACCAGUUGCAGCUGAAGUAGAGGCAGCCCCUGAAGUGACGCCUGCUGAGGAAAUCCAUGACGAACAACCAGCAGCGGUUGCCAUCGAAGCAAUUGAGGAAACUCCAGCUGUUAUAGCGGAAGCGCCUCAGAUUACGGAAGUAGAGGAAGAACAACAAGAAGCAACCGCAAAUGUUGAACAACCAGUCCAGCUUGAAGAGCAUGCCCAACCCAAUCAGCCCGCUGAGUUAGUUGCUGAUCAAUUACUUAGCGCAUCUGCACCUGCUGCACUGGAUGCUGAAUCUGAGGUUGCUGCACCUGUUGAAAAUGUCGAAGAAGCUUUGCCUGCAUUGCCCUCCCUCGAGGAGCUGGAGGAACAGAAACCCGCCGAUGCUGUUGAAACUAUGCCCGCCACACCCGAAAUGGAACAGCAGGACCCCAUAGUGGAACAAGCAUUUGAAGACAAAGAUGCUCACUUACAAACCGUGGGUGGCUUCAAACCAGUCGAUCCAGAAGUAGCUGCUGAAGCUGAGGCGCUCAUUUCGGAUUUCAUCAAUACGUUGAGAAGUGAAAACCCAAAUACGUUACCCAUGUUGCCAGUGGCAGUGGAAGAAGAUGUAUCAGCAGCUCCUGUUGAAAGCGAAGAUACCAAAGUUGAGAUUGAAGCAACACAAGAUAAUGAAGAGAAAAUUGCUGAGGAGGAAGCUAAGCCUGAGGAAGAAACACCACUUGCUACUGAAUCCGGAGCGAAUCAAUUGAAAGUCGUAGCUGCUGAAGAACCUGUGUCCGUUGAAGCAGAAAACGUACCAGUUGUAGUAGAGAAAGACCCUAUCGCCGAGGAGGAAGUCAAAGUAUCGCCUCUGCUCAAGUUCCCCAUCUCCAACAGUUUUCCCGCUGAUAUGUACCAAAUUCCAGUCACUGUCAUUCAAACGCCAUACGAGGAGGUACAACAGGCAGAAACUGCAGUGCAGGAACCACAAGAAAACACUGAUGAGGGCGUUAAAGCGGAAGUCAUGCAAGAACAACAACAACAAGAAGAAUUAGUGCCAGCAGCGGAAGGAAGUCAGCAAAAUGUAAAAUUCCUGCCUUCUGAGCCAGAAGUUGAGAUCACAGAGGAGCAGAAAGAAGAGAAACUGCCAAUCGAGGAAACCGUGCCAGAGACGCAAUCCGACAUUUUGGAACCACUGGAAGCCGCACCCGAAGUUGCACAAUCCGCUCUUACGGAAGCUUCCGAACCAGCACCAGAGGAACAACCCGCUGUCGCUGAUGUAGCAGAAAGUCAACCUGAGAUCGCACAACCCGCUACGCCCGUAUCGUUUAGACCCAUUAGCAUUGACGAUAUUGUCGAAUUGGUCAAAGAACGUUUGGAUCAAGCGCCUGCUAACGAAAAAGGUGCGCCCAUGGAACUUGUUAUCGAUUCCAGCAAUGCAGACAAACCUGUCGAGUUGAAAUUUAGUUUGGAAAAAGGGUCAGCGCCGCAAGAAGUAUCAGCUGAACAGACACCUGCCGAGAAUAUCAUUUUUCCCAUUUAUCAUCGAGUGUCCGAGCCUGAGAGCAGCGAUGUCAAAGCUCAAGAAAUUGUAGCGGUUGAAGAGCCCAACGCUUUCGUGACCGAGUUGAAAAAACUGCCAGUUGAAGAUGAGGCUGUGCAAGAAGCGGUAGAACCUCUAGUUCAAACUGUGGAUCAGGUAGUGCAAACAGAUGACGCUGAGGUAGAAGCAAAUACCGCUGUGAAGACCGUUGCUUUAAACACUGAGACUGAAACUGAAGCUGAGGCUGCACCAGCGCCAGUUGUGAAUGUGCAGGAAAUAGACGCUGCAGCGCCCGAAGCUGCGCCAGUUGAAACCGAAAUCACCACCGCUGAAGAGAGUGCGAAGGCUAACCGCGCCUUGAGAUCGCGCAGCUUGACAAAAGCCAAGUUGGAUCCACGCAAACGUCGUUUCCUCUUCAGAUCCGAUGCCAGUUAGAUGCUUCAAACGCUUAUUUAAAUGCCCACUAUGAGCACACCCUGUAUGCCACAGGGUGAGCGUGUGCUUUAUACGCACGCAACCCGCACAUAAAAUUCCUACAGCUUAGGCUUCUAAUACUUUUUCUACAAAAGAAACUCUACACUUUCCUCUACUUACAAAACAUAGUUUGAGUAUGGAUCCUGAGAGAGCAGUGAAAGUUCUACUGAGCUUAAAGCACUGCCACAAAGCAACGGGCCGACGGAAGAACAAAAACAAAAACAAUAACUCAAACUUUCUUUCCUUAUUUAAGUUAAACUAAUUUAUGAUUUUAGGUCUACUUUUUUAUAUGAAAAAUUAUAAAAAUUGAAAAAAAAAUGCAAAAUUUUAGAAAAGUGCGUGAAAUUCACACAGUUUCGUUUGCCGAAGCCAUAUAAAUGAAGAAAAUAUAAUUUAUUUUGUUGUUAUUCGAUGUGAAUUUUUUGUUCAAUUAGGAAGUAAAAGACAAAAAAAAAUUAAAUAUAAACUAUAAAUGAGUGUGAUUUGUAUAUUUGAUGCAUUAAUAACAUACACAUUGCGUAUAUUUAAAUAAAUUAAGGAAAUGCUUUAGUUGCUCCA
Molecule: messenger RNA, 4324 nt
Organism: Ceratitis capitata (Mediterranean fruit fly)
Lineage: Eukaryota; Metazoa; Arthropoda; Insecta; Diptera; Tephritidae
Product: titin
Exons: 3
Coding region: 350-3727 (1125 amino acids)
Cellular component (GO): extracellular region
Molecular function (GO): chitin binding
Source: RefSeq, a predicted model, not a curated record